CGAGGAGGAGGAGGAGGAGGAGGAGAAGGAGGAGAGGCAGCUGCGGAAGCUGCGGCCCACCCCCCGGCACCCGGGCAACGGGAGCGAGGAGCACCAGCGGGCCGGGAGCGGGUGUCCCGCGGGCGGUCCAGCCUCCGUCCCGUGGAGCAGCCGGCUCUUCCGGGGAGGGGAGUGGGUCGUCUUCAUGCUGGUGGGCCCCACCUCCCCGCCGCCGGCUCGGUGAAGCCCCCGGGAUGGCGCGGGGCCCCGGCCUGGGGGUGACCCUGUGGGCCUUGGUGGCCCUGCUGGGGCUGCGGGCCGGGCCCGGGGGGUGCCAGCACUACCUGCACAUCCGGCCGGCCCCCAGCGACAACCUGCCCCUGGUGGACCUCAUCGAGCAUCCCGACCCCGCCUUCGACCCCAAGGAGAAGGACCUCAACGAGACGCUGCUGCGCUCGCUGCUGGGCGCCCACUACGACCCGGGCUUCAUGGCCUCCGCGCCCCCGGAGGAGCGGCCCCUUGGAGGGGGCGAGGAGCUGGGCGAGCUGGACCAGCUGCUGCGCCAGAGGCCGGCGGGGGCCAUGCCCGGCGACAUCAGAGGCCUGGAGUUCGCCGACAAGAAGCAGCGGCUCAGCAAGAAGCUGCGCAGGAAACUGCAGAUGUGGCUGUGGUCGCACACCUUCUGCCCGGUCCUCUACUCCUGGAACGACCUGGGCAGCCGCUUCUGGCCCCGCUACGUCAAAGUGGGCACCUGCUUCAGCAGGCGCUCCUGCUCCUUCCCCGAGGGCAUGGUCUGCAAGCCGGCCAAGUCCGGGCACCUAACGCUGCUCCGCUGGCGAUGCCAACGGCGGGGGGGCCAGCGCUGCGCCUGGAUCCCCAUCCAGUACCCCAUCAUAUCGGAGUGCAAAUGCUCCUGCUAAGGGCGCCUCGCCCCUUCCC
Tachyglossus aculeatus (Australian echidna) is the source of this 918-nucleotide messenger RNA. It is a transcript of the gene NOG, whose product is annotated as noggin. Bases 234 to 899 code for a protein of 221 amino acids. NCBI's taxonomy places the organism in Eukaryota, Metazoa, Chordata, Mammalia, Monotremata, Tachyglossidae. The record is from RefSeq and is a predicted model, not a curated record. The transcript has a single exon. Gene Ontology annotation, biological process: negative regulation of cell differentiation; negative regulation of BMP signaling pathway; dorsal/ventral pattern formation.